Macrosiphum euphorbiae (potato aphid) is the source of this 543-nucleotide messenger RNA. The record is from the annotation of a GenBank genome assembly. NCBI's taxonomy places the organism in Eukaryota, Metazoa, Arthropoda, Insecta, Hemiptera, Aphididae.
AUGUCAAAGUGCCUAAACAAUGAUAGCAAAAUACAAAUGAGACUUAAUAUUAAACAGCAUCGACAAAAACUUCUUCAAUAUUUAGAGAAUACCAAUGAUACCUUUUUAAAGCCUAAAAUCAAAUUAAUUUCAAAUGAUAUAGAAAAAUCUAAUAUAAAUCACAAUUAUAAAAGAAAAACCAGAUCAAGUACUGUGAAACAACUACCAAAUUUUCAACCACAUAAUGAGAAUGACUACCCACCCACCACAAAGAGAAAAAUUAUGACUUCAAAAACAGAGAGGAAUUAUCAAAAUGCCAAAGAACGAAAAUCCCGACAUAACAUAGCCAACAGUUUUGAAACUCUGAGAAAAUGUUGUAGUUAUUUGUGCACCAAUAGACCCUUGCCAUCAAAAAAUAGCAUACUUUUGGCUGCUAAAAAGGAAUGCGAUUUGUUAACACUUCAUAACAAGAAAUUAUUAGAAAAUAAAAUAUAUUGGAGCAAGAAAAAUGAAAUUCUGAAAAGUAGGAUAAAUGAAUUGACGAUAUUGAGUAUAAUAUUAUAG